Molecule: messenger RNA, 2114 nt
Organism: Salvelinus sp. IW2-2015
Lineage: Eukaryota; Metazoa; Chordata; Actinopteri; Salmoniformes; Salmonidae
Biological process (GO): regulation of vascular permeability; positive regulation of cellular extravasation
Source: RefSeq, a predicted model, not a curated record
AUGACUGUCAAACUGUUUGACCUGCAGGGACAGCUUCUCUCCGAGACCGGCUUCACCUUUGACCCCACAGGAAUGGGCAAGCCUGAGGCUCAAACAGUCAUGGUACAAAAGCAGUUUACUCCGAGGCAAGUUUUGGCUUUGGAGGCCAGGAGGAAGAUCCAGAAGCCCAGAGGGAAGAGCUGUGGCUACUACAUGAGGGUUGUCUUCUUCUUCUCCUCUCUGAUCCAGUCACUCAUCAUCGUCAGCCUGGUGCUCUUCCUGGUCUAUGGGAGCUCCCCAGACGCGGCGGCCGAGAGCCGGGUCCAGGACCUGGAGAAGAGCUUCAGCCGCCUCUCCAUUGACAACAUCAACCUCCGGCAGCAGGGAAAGAACCUGACGAAGCUCCUGAACGCCACCCUGACUGACAAGAUGCGCAACGACAGGUAUAUGAUGAGUCUGCGUCAAGUGGCAAACGGGUCUGGCAUGUUCAUCGCCAAUCUCAAAGGACUAGUGACUCAGUGUGAAAACGAUAAGGGAAGAUGUCAGAUUCAACUUAGAAUGAACCAAUGCUUCAGGGCCAUGCCACCAAAUGAAAACCAGGUMCAGCAGCUGGAGCAGUUGCUAAAGCUAGUGAGCUCCAACUUCAGUCAGACGGUGCAGUUCAUGAGGAUGGAGAUGGAGAACACAGCCAUGGACCGGGACACCCUGACCCUGGAGGCCAUCUCCCUCCAGARGGACAAGACCUUCCUGCAGAGACAACUGGAGGGCUACAGGAAGAAGUGCAAGSAGGACUUUGUCCAAUCUCUGGCCGGCAUCUCCGACGUCUCUAAAGCCUUCCUGUUGAAGAUCGACAACCUUCUGCCCAAUGUCAGCCCCUUCCUGCUCACCUGCGAGAAGCAGCUCCACCACCUGKACCAGAUCCGCAACAACUGCACCGGUCUGUCCCGCGAGGUGGAGAACAAGUUCCAGCAAUACCUGAACAAGGUGGGCUUUCAGAUGUCGGAGAUUGAGGGCUGCAGUGCCAGGCUGCAGGCGGAUAAAGACCAGCUGAAGGAGGUCUACGACUGGUGCAGCUACAACCGCAGUGSCAUGGCCCUGGAGCACCGCGAGAAGCUUCARAAGACCCAGGAGAAAUACGACCAAGAGACGGAGAGGCUGCUGAUGGACAGCAGAAGGCUGCAGGGGGACAAGGAGCUACAGGAGACGGGGAUGAAGGUGAAGGAGGGUGAGAUCAGCAUUCUCAAGGACAAGAUCAAUAACCUCAACACCUCACUGGUCAACUGUGGCUCCARGACUGGAAUGGGUAACCCAUGGAUGUUCAGACCAAAUCAGACUGGACCCUGGGGUAGCAGGCAUGGGAUGGGUGACCCUGGCUCAACUGGGAAUGGAUUUGGCGGGGCAGGGGCAAGCUCAAGAGGGUUUGAGUCCACUGGGAUGGGUUCAAAUCCAUUCGGUAGUGCAGGGGUAGGUGGGACAGGGACAGGUAACAAGCCAGGCUCAACUUUGUGGGCUACAGGUGGGUGGGGUUCCACAGGAAUGGGUAACACAGGGAUGGGUAACACAGGAAUGGGUAACACAGGAAUGGGUAACACAGGGAUGGGUAACACAGGAAUGGGUAACACAGGAAUGGGUAACACAGGGAUGGGUAACACAGGGAUGGGUAACACAGGAAUGGGUAACACAGGAAUGGGUAACACAGGGAUGGGCGGGGAAGGGUCGAGUGUAACAGGGCAAGGUAAAAGGGGGUCAACUGCUGGAACAGAAUUGGGUGCUGGAACUGGUGGGUGGGGUGCUUCUGCAACAGGAAACGGCAACACAGGAUUGGGUAACACAGGGAUGGGUAACACAGGAUUGGGUAGGUCCGGGUCAAGUGCUUCGUCAUCAUCAGGCGCCACAAGGAUGAACGGUUCAGGAAUGGACAGCUCGAACGGUUACAGUUCAGCACAUAUCAAUCAACACUUACGAGAGCUGCAGCAGUAUUCUAAUGCCGACKCCGGCUCAGAGUGAGUUCAUAUACCCUCUGGGUAUUUAAGUGAAUCUUAAAUAAAUGUAUUAAGUUCUGUUGCUAAGAAUGCCAAGAUUAGCAUCUUACUGGAACUUUUAAUUCAACAUGGCUGAGACAAAUGUUUAUUAUG